Penaeus indicus is the source of this 971-nucleotide messenger RNA. RefSeq lists its product as uncharacterized. The transcript is spliced from 5 exons. Lineage: Eukaryota; Metazoa; Arthropoda; Malacostraca; Decapoda; Penaeidae. The coding region runs from base 163 to 816 and encodes 217 amino acids. Gene Ontology annotation, molecular function: N-acetyltransferase activity. The record is from RefSeq and is a predicted model, not a curated record.
CCAGGACUUAGUGGGUGGCGGGCAGCUUGGGAAAUCGUCUAUGAAUAACACACGGGAAUGUAAACAGCAUAAGUGGAGAAAGAACAGCCUCUGGUGCAAAAAGAAAAAAGAGAGAAAAACGAGAUAAAAUAAGAUUGCUUUUACGUGACUGAGCUGACCGAUAUGGUGGACGCCAAAGAUAUCGAAUACUUUCUCCUGAAGCCUGAGAACUUCGAUGAAGUGGCCAAGUUGAUCGAGGAUGACUACUUCCCCAGAGAGCCUCUCUGCAUGGGCUUCCACGUGACCGCCUCAGCCCGCAGCGGGAUGACGAGCAAGAAACUGCAGGAGUGCCUCGCCUCUGGAGUGUCCUAUGGUGCCAGGGACGUCCGCACAGGCGCCUUGGCCGGUGUUUGCCUGAGUUACGUGAAAACUAAGGCGGAAGCUGUUUCUGCGAAGCCUUUGGCUGAAAGGAAAACUGAAUAUGAAAUCAAAGUGUGUGGACUAUGUGACGAAAUAAGGUCCAAGGUGGAUAUAUUUGAAGAGUCUAAUGUAGAAAAGAUACUCUACAUCUUCGUGCUGUGUGUUCGAGAAAAUUAUGGUGGCUGCGGUAUUGGAAAGAAAUUGGUUCCGAUGAGCAUUGAUCAGGGAAAAGCCUCGGGGUGCCAGCUAGUGCUUGUAACAGUCAGCAACAAGUUAUCAAGUCGGAUCUUCACCGCGCUUGGUUUUGAGACCAGGUAUUCCGUGGACGUUUCUACGCUGACAGGUGAUUGGAAAUUGGAUCUCUCUGCCAUGAAGGGAAACACUGUGAUCCAGAUCGUGACAAAGUCCCUCCAAUGAGCUAUGUUUGAAAUGAACGACAGUGUAAGUAUGUUCAACAUCCUGUAGCAUCUACACUGGGGAAGAGGAGAAUUCACAGAGAAGGGAGAUUGAACAUUAUAGAAAAUGUAUAAAAUAUAUUAUAGGAACUGGUGUAAACGUGUUUUCUUUCACUA